Messenger RNA from Hemisphaericaspora subhashii, 1992 nucleotides. Its product is annotated as SKN1/KRE6 family beta-glucan synthesis-associated protein. NCBI's taxonomy places the organism in Eukaryota, Fungi, Ascomycota, Pichiomycetes, Serinales, Debaryomycetaceae. The transcript has a single exon. The record is from RefSeq and is a predicted model, not a curated record. Gene Ontology annotation, molecular function: glucosidase activity. The coding region runs from base 1 to 1992 and encodes 663 amino acids. Gene Ontology annotation, cellular component: endoplasmic reticulum membrane; plasma membrane. Gene Ontology annotation, biological process: fungal-type cell wall organization; (1->6)-beta-D-glucan biosynthetic process.
AUGCCAGAUCGAGAUCUAACUUCCAACAGCUGGGAAGGUGAAACGGACUACAACAUCUCAUUUCUGUCAAUUGACGAACAAAUUUCAUUUGUAUUUAAUGCUGACAACCUGCCUUCAACCACAACAACAUCAUCAGGACUGUUUGGUAGAGCGUUCACUGCCACCAAUACCAACUAUGCGACUUCACUACCCCUAUUACCAGUCGAAGGAAGUGGUAGCACCAGUACCACCAAUAGCGCAACUUCUUCAGGCGAUGGUUCAACGGCAAUAAUAUCCAAUGCUACUGUUCAAAGAGUCAAAGAUAUGAAUGUGUCCCUGGCGACCGAUUAUGACAGAUAUCCAAGCAUAAACGGGUUCAAAACCUCCAGAGCCCCACCUCUCGAUCGUAAUGCAUUAGGUUCUUCCAAUUCGUCAAACUCAACCAUGUCCAAAAGUAUAGAUUUUAAUCCAUUUGGAGGAUAUCCCGCCUCCUCGUUCCCAUUGCAUAUAGAUGAAAAAGAACCUGACGAUGAUGUGCAUAAUCCCGAUCCCGUCAAAGAUAUAAUCUACGAUAAGAACAGAUUUUGGUAUGAUCUAAAGAGAGCCGAUAAAAGAGCAUUACUGGGCUUAUUCAGUUUUUUAUUUUUAAUAAUUGCUGCUGGUGCAGUAUUUAUAGCGCUACCAAUUCUAACAUUUACGCCAACUCAUAAAUAUAUUCCAUGGUAUCCUACAUAUCCUAUCUUAACCCAUUAUGAAUAUCCUAUGUUGAGUGCGAUUCGAACAUCAUUGGUCGACCCAGAUACACCGCAGGAAGCGAUGAAUAUAACUGCAAGAGAUGGCACUAAUUGGGUCUUAGUAUUCAGUGAUGAAUUCAAUGCCAUAGGAAGAACUUUUUAUGAAGGUGAUGAUCAAUUCUGGACAGCUCCUGAUUUUCAAUAUCAUGUAACUAACGAUUUGGAAUGGUAUGAUCCCGAUGCCGUCACCACCAUCAAUUCCUCCAUUAGUCUUAGAAUGGAUGCUUUUCAAAAUCAUGAUUUAUUUUAUCGAAGUGGGAUGUUACAAAGUUGGAAUAAAUUCUGCUUUACCCAGGGGAAAAUCAUCAUGUCGGCACAAUUACCCUAUUAUGGAAAUGUGAGUGGAUUAUGGCCUGGGAUGUGGACGAUGGGAAAUCUUGGCAGACCAGGGUAUUCAGCUACUACGGAUGGGGUUUGGCCAUAUUCGUAUAAUUCUUGUGAUGCCGGUAUUACCGCCAACCAAUCUUCACUGGAUGGGAUCUCAUACCUACCUGGACAAAGGUUGAAUUCGUGCACUUGUCCCGGUGAAUCACAUCCGAAUCCGGGCGUGGGUAGAGGUGCACCGGAGAUUGAUUUAAUUGAGGCAGCGACGGGGUGGUCUCCUAGUGGGGAAACUGGGGUUGCUUCCCAAUCUGUCCAAUUGGCCCCGUUUGAUAUUUGGUAUAUGCCCGAUUAUAGUUUCAUUGAGAUUUAUAAUGCAAGUGUAACCACGAUGAAUACAUACGCUGGUGGUCCUUUCCAACAGGCUCUUUCUGCAACUACGAUGUUGAAUCUUACUUGGUAUGAACGAGGAGCGAAUGGAACUUCAAAUUUCCAAGAAUAUGCAUUUGAAUAUAUUAAUGAUGAUACGAUUGGAUAUAUCCGAUGGUUUGUGGGUGAUCAACCCACAAUGACAGUUCAUGCCCAAGCAUUACAUCCCAAUGGAAAUAUCGAUUUCAGACAAAUUUCAAAAGAACCAAUGUCGAUAGUUAUGAAUUUGGGAAUGUCAAAUAAUUGGGCAUAUAUAGAUUGGCCAAGUUUAAGUUUCCCAGUUACGAUGUAUGUUGAUUAUGUGAGGGUAUAUCAACCUGAGGAUCAGAUUAAUGUGGGGUGUGAUCCACCAGGAUAUCCUACACAAGAGUAUAUUCAGCAACAUUUGAAUAUUUAUUCAAAUAUUAAUUUAACGUUAUUUGAAGAAGGGGGAUAUACUUUCCCUAAGAAUCUGUUAUUGGGGUGUUGA